AUGGCGAAGUGGGCGGAUCAGUGGACGCAGAACUCGCGAGACGGGCUUGGGAACAUGCUCGACGCAGAGCUGAAGAUGGGUGUAUCGUCUUGUGCCAAGCUACCAUUGUCGACUCCUUCCACCGCUUAUACUGCACUUUCUGCCCUUCGACCGUUCAUUGCACAAGUUACACCUUAUAAUCCGUCGCAAUUUCGCUGUUCUGCACUUGCUGUGUCUUAUACCUUCACGCUCACUGGCAACGUCACAGCGGUAUCACUGUCUUUAUCCACAUCUGGCCUUGAUGUUUCUAGUGGCCUCCUUAAUAUUCCUGCCGAGGCUGGCUACCGCGCCUUCGAUGUGUUUUACUAUCUACUUACAUCUGCUUCGACCCCGGCUGAAAGGGAGUUUCUCAGCCUGAAAGAUGCGUCUGCAUACUCUCUCUUGAACAAAUCGAACACAUUUAAUCCGCCAGCAUAUCUACCCACCGCUGAUGAUGCGGCUUCUGCUGAAGAUUUUAGAGCUGCUCUCAAGGCUAUAGGUAUCAAAGGCGCGUCACAUAGAAAUUUUAUUACGAUACUAGCUGCUUUACUGAAGCUAGGUAAUUCUCUGGGCUUCUUGGUCGACCAGGAGGAACUUGAGGAAAUAUGUGAAGAUGUUGGGGGACUUUUAAACCUUGAUCCGGAUGUACUUCUGCACAAGUGCUCCACAGAUGAUCGUACCAUUCUGAUCGCUGGUAUCUACGAAGCUUUGAUUGAUUGGGUGAUAUCUAAGGCUAAUGAGACCAUCUCUGAUGAGAUUCACAGCACCCGGGAUAGUACCUCAGGUGAUGACAGCCCUGGCCGGAGGACCCCUUGGAUUGAUGAGGAAACGGGUGACACUGUUGGAAUCACAGUCGUUGAGGUUCCAGAUCCAGCGUUAGGAAAAGCCAUCGCCCUUAGGGGAGUCUUCGAUGACUCCCUUGGUAUUAAUGCUGAAAUGAAAGAAGAUGGAAUCGAAGUUGUUGCCCCAGGACAGUCUGUGAUCAAGGAAAUGCACAAUGCAAUCGCUGAGGUUGAGGCCGAUAUGGGGGUUCCGGAAAGCUCGGCAACCCGUGAACGAGAACAAGAAUACGAUAGAAAAGAAGGUGUUUUGGAAAAAGUCGGAUUGGAACUUGAAACGGGCAGUUUUCUUCGGCAGAUUUUAUAUUCCGUUGAAAAUGAAGGCAUUAGUCUUGGCAAGAAGGGCCGUUUUGACCUCACCAAUACUCUAGGAAGCAGCAGAGUUUGGUAUCACGUCGCACUUCAUCCCACAGACGAUCCACCUGCCGCUUUGGCAUCUUUACCAUCCGUUACAUCCUCUUGGUCUGCCGGAACUGUCUCCCGCCAACUUCGCGCAUGGAGGCUCCCCGAAUGGGCCAAUCGUCGAAACAAACACCUUGAUUUCACGGCAGAUUUCGAUGUAGAAGAAUUUGUCACGAGGUAUUCUCGACUUGGAUGCCAAGAAGGAAAGGACGGAGUGGAGAACUGGAUCCUAGAAAGAGGGUGGAGCAAUGGUGAUGUGGUUAUCGGCAACGAGAGAAUUUGGAUGAGAGAGAAUGCAUGGUGGGAGGCUGAGUCGAUGUUGGAUUUGAAACCGCAAAAUAUCCCACAGGAUCCGUUCAACCCUGUGAUGACCCCCUUUGACACCCCAUAUUCUCCCACCCCACCACCUAAUGCCAGCGGCUUCUUUCAGCCAGAGAUCAGUGUUGGUGACAGUCGUGAAAAUCUUAUGCAAAGGCAGAGCGUGGCAACUAUGUCUCGGAGUGCUUUGGGGGGAGCUCGUUCCAUCGCACCAACUGUUGGCCAGCCUGGCCAAACCGCACCGGGAGAUUACGGCCUUGGCCCAAAGGGAGAUGACAGAAAACACGAUACCCAAUACUACGAUCAAGAUCUUGGUGUAUUCACUGGGCAAAUGGAUCCUGAAUUUGGUGACCCGAAAAAGAUCGAGAAGAAAAAAAUUCCCUUGUCUCGGCGUCUGUGGGCAGGCUUCGUUUGGGCGGUAACUUUCUGGAUUCCUUCGUUUGUCCUUCGAUAUGUUGGCCGUAUGAAACGCCCAGAUGUUCGAAUGGCUUGGAGAGAAAAGGUUACUCUCAUGGCUCUAAUCCUUCUCCUGAACGCCACAAUGGUUUUUUGGAUUAUUGGUUUUGGAAAUUUACUCUGCCCGAAUAAAGAUAAAGUCUGGUCUGAGAAAGAAGUCAGUUACCACCAAGGGGAUAAUGACUACUACGUCAGUAUCCAUGGGAUCGUGUAUGAUAUCAGCAAAUUUUGGAAAGUUCCGCACGCUACAACUAGAGACACUUCCAGGACUGCAAUGGAUCCGUUCCGCGGUUUAAAUAUGGAUGCUUACUUUCCCGUUCCACUGACUGUGGCAUGUCGCGGCUUCGGCAUAGACGAUUAUGUUCAGCUUCAACACAACAAGACCGACGCCGUUUUAUAUCCAAAUGCUCUCCACUCCUCUGGUCCUUUAAAUGAGCGUGACCCCAAAUCCAAAUUGCACGAUAUCAAUUGGUAUAACAAUGAAUUCUUACCAAGAAUCAAGGAGUAUUACAAAGGGGAUGUGGUUUGGGACAAGGCUGAAUUACGGAAACAGGCGGAAGAAGACCAACGGUUUUGGGUCGUACUAACCGGCGAAGUGUUUGAUCUAACGGACUAUUUCUACACCGUUAAACUGAUGAACAAUCUCCAGGCCUACAAUUUCCUCCCUGAUAAAGUCACCCAGCUGUUCUUGAAUAACCCGGGCGAGGACAUAACCGACAAGUGGGAGAGUACCGUUGACUUCCAGAACAGCUAUUGGUGUUUGAAGCAUCAGUUUUAUCUUGGCAAAACCGACUUCCGAAAAACAGCUAGAUGCCAAGUGAACAAUUAUAUCCUGCUUGCAUUCACUUGCGUACUUGCUGGUGUUAUUCUUAUCAAAUUCGUUGCUGCGCUCCAGCUUGGAACCAAACGGCGACCUUCGAUGCAAGAUAAAUUUGUAAUCUGUCAAGUUCCCGCGUACACCGAGGGAGAAGACCAACUGCGGAAAGGACUCGAUUCCCUCACAGCUCUCCAGUAUGACAAUAAGCGGAAGCUUAUUUUCGUGAUCUGUGAUGGUAUGAUUGUUGGAGGUGGUAAUGAUCGGCCAACUCCAAAAAUUGUGCUCGAUAUCUUGGGUGUCGAUCCAAAAAUCGAUCCUCCCGCGCUCCCAUUUAAGUCUGUGGGCGUGGGAAGCGAUCAACUCAACUAUGGCAAAGUGUAUUCUGGUCUCUAUGAAUUCGAAGGCAAUGUUGUUCCUUACAUUGUUGUUGUCAAGGUUGGAAAGGAGUCCGAACAAACCAAAUCGAAACCGGGAAACCGAGGGAAGCGAGACUCCCAAGUUUUGAUUAUGAGCUUCCUAAACAGGGUACACCAUCGUUCAGCAAUGUCACCACUCGAGCUUGAAAUAUUCCACCAAAUCAACAACGUUAUCGGAGUUGAUCCUGAGCUUUACGAGUAUCUCUUCAUGGUUGACGCUGACACGAGUGUGAAAGAAGAUUCGUUGAACCGACUUGUAGCGAGCUGCGCGAAUGAUUCUAAAAUUGCCGGUAUCUGUGGUGAAACCAGUUUGGAGAAUGAAGAACGUACUUGGUGGACAAUGAUUCAAGUUUACGAGUAUUAUAUUUCCCACCACCUGGCGAAAGCUUUCGAGUCGUUGUUUGGCAGUGUUACUUGUCUUCCUGGAUGUUUUUGCAUGUAUCGUCUUCGCACUGCUGAUAAAGGCCGGCCGUUGAUUAUCUCUGAUAAGGUUCUGAGCGAAUAUUCUGACAUAGACGUUGAUACACUACACAAGAAAAAUCUUUUGGCCCUCGGAGAAGAUCGAUAUCUGACAACAUUAAUGACCAAGCAUUUCCCGAACAUGAGGUACAAAUUCAUUCCAGACGCAUACGCAAACACUGCAGCUCCAGAAACAUGGAGUGUUCUGCUAUCCCAGAGACGUCGCUGGAUCAACUCCACUAUACACAAUCUAGCAGAAUUAAUGUUCCUCUCAGACUUGUGCGGCUUCUGCUGCUUCACGGCAGUGCGUAGUCAACGUUGGGAUGAUUACGCGCUUGCCAACAACCUCCCAGGUCGUCGUGGAAAUUCUCCUUCCGGGCAGGAAAAGUUUUACCAGCCAGUUUAUGCUGAUGACGCGGCCAUGGAGAUGGAUGAUAUGCACUCGACUUAUUCCUCAGUGAAGCCGGCAUCAACGAUCCUUACCGGCUUUCCUGCCCAAGGACCUCAUGGACCGUAUAUGACUCCACACUCCCCAAGUCCUUUUGGCGGCAAUAUCCCCGGUAACAGAAGUUCGCACUUGUCAUCGUUCUCACGGUACACGGAUCAGCCCCUUGGCGGCCGUAGUCAAAGUUACUUGUCGAUGGGCAAUCUUAGCAGCUACCAUGAAAACCCAGCAAGCGCAAGCCGCCUAAGCGGGCUUGGACCGAUGACAAGCGAAACUCAUCUCGGAGUACCUCAACGGCAAAGCAUGCCUAGCCCACUGGGUAUGCCUCGGCCAAUGAGCACUGUGGUGGACUUCAGAUCUGCACAAGGUCUAGGGCCAGAUAAGGCAACUAUUACGGAGGCUAUUCAGAACUGCCUGUCUGAAGUGGACUUGGACACGGUAACCAAAAAACAAGUCCGUGCUCUCGUCGAACAACGAUUGCAAACGACAUUGACUGGCGAAAAGAAAGCAUUCUUAGAUCGCCAGAUCGACACUGAACUUGCCAACAUGUAA
Molecule: messenger RNA, 4722 nt
Organism: Histoplasma mississippiense
Lineage: Eukaryota; Fungi; Ascomycota; Eurotiomycetes; Onygenales; Ajellomycetaceae
Exons: 5
Coding region: 1-4722 (1573 amino acids)
Cellular component (GO): cell periphery; cell septum; myosin complex
Molecular function (GO): ATP binding; cytoskeletal motor activity; chitin synthase activity
Source: RefSeq, a predicted model, not a curated record